This is a messenger RNA of Haliaeetus leucocephalus (bald eagle), 2421 nucleotides long. It is a transcript of the gene DNAI4, whose product is annotated as WD repeat domain 78. The record is from RefSeq and is a predicted model, not a curated record. Gene Ontology annotation, molecular function: dynein light chain binding; dynein heavy chain binding. Gene Ontology annotation, biological process: cilium movement. NCBI's taxonomy places the organism in Eukaryota, Metazoa, Chordata, Aves, Accipitriformes, Accipitridae. Bases 1 to 2421 code for a protein of 806 amino acids. Gene Ontology annotation, cellular component: axonemal dynein complex. The transcript is spliced from 16 exons.
AUGAGGCGGGCGCUGGGCGGCCCAGCCCGGCCGGGCACGGAGAGGAGCCCGGGGAUGGGGAGGCCACGGCCCCGCGGUGAGGCGCGGGGGGGUCCCUCUCUCAGGCGGGCGGACGCGGUGAGGGAGAACGCGGCCCGACCUAUCAGCGGCGCCGUCCCUGGGCAGCCAAUCGCCGCGCCGCGUCUUGGCGAGCGUUGCCGUGGUUACGGCGCGACGCGUUGUGCCCGCCGACCCUCGUCGCCAUGCAGGGCCCCGCCGGCGGCCGGCGGCCUCCCCUGUGAGUGGCCGGGGGUUUUUGAUGAUGAAGGAAAGGAUGUGACACCCCGUCCACUCUUCCGUUCAGAUCCGAAUACUGUUGUACCCAGAAGGACAUAUGGAAGCAGCAGUACUUCUCUAUCAAACGCAUCAACAACUGAGUCCGUACUAGAUGAAAUAGUAGAACCUGGCUCUCGACAAGACACAGCUGUUAGCUUAUCUGAUGUGCAGGUGAGGCAAGAGGAGAUAAAAGAAUGGACAAAAGAAGACUUAGGUAGGAGAGUGGAUAUUUACCUCACAGAGACGGAAACUAUCUGGAUAUUGGAUAUGCCAUCUGUUGUGGUGUCUGUAGAAUCAGAAGAUGCUGGAAGAGUUCUGGAGCAGAAUAGGAUUUAUGUUGACAUUUGCAAAAAUAGACCUGGUAACGAUCGCUUUGUAGAAAAAAUGAUGCAAACCAUUAACGGCGCUGCAAAGAACAAGGAAGUGCAAUGUGACAAAAUCAUCAUGGAAGAUAAAGGGAUGCUGGUCACUUCCUGGGACUUGUACGAUUCAUUUAAUGUAUCGGAAAUAGAACCUACGUCAAAAGCAGAAGGUAGCAGAGCCACAACUGGGAAAAGCAGCAAAUCUCAUACAGCUAAAGAGCACAAUCAGACUAUGUUGGUCUCUUCCAACAGAGGCAGCACAACUUCUUCUCUAAUGAUUUCGGAAAGUGCUGUUCUUGCCAGAAUCCAUGAAGAGGAGGAAUGCCAUUCAGAAGCUAUAUUAACAUCAGAAAACUUUCAGCAGAAUUUGUUUUUCAUGGAGAGGAUUCUAAUGGAGAAUAUUUUUCAACCCAAACUUGCAGCUUAUCGGCAGUUUCCUGUCCUUAUAGAUCCUGAUGUUACAUCAGACAUGAGUGGUACAGUAGCAGCAGUGAAAGAAGCUAAACAGGAAGAGCAUGACAAGGAAAAGAAGGAUAAGGAAGAGCAGAAGGAUGCAUUUGUUGACCCAUCAAUUCUGUCAGAUCUAAAUAAAACCCCAGAAGAAAUUGUGCCUCCCAGACUGGAAUGGCUGUGGUCAUAUAUAUGUGAUUUAACUAAUGGUCACAGUGUGAGCAGUAUGGCUUGGAGCAAAGUAAACCCAGAUCUUUUAGCUGUUGGUUAUGGAGCGUUUGAUUGUAAAGAACAGAAGAAAGGCUUGGCUUGCUGUUGGUCAUUGAAGAACCCCAUGUGGCCAGAGCGUAUUUUCCGGUGUGAGCAUGGUGUUACUGCUUUGGAUUUUUCUAUGGCAAGCCCAAAUCUUUUAGCGGUUGGAAUGUAUGAUGGGUCUGUCACAAUCUGUAACGUACGGAGUUGUAACGACACUGCACUUUUGGACAGCAGUGAAUCCUCAAAUAAACAUACAGGUCCUGUAUGGCAAAUGAGGUGGGUGGAACAGGACAGAGGAGCAACAGGAGAUGGCAAAAAAGAGAGAUUAAUCUGUAUCUCAGCAGAUGGCCGAAUAACAGAGUGGUUUAUACAGAAAAGACUAGAUUGCAUUGAUCUGAUGAAAAUAAAGCGAACAGAAAGUGAGAAGAAAAAAUUACCAGGUGAGAAAGAAAGGAAAAGGGAAGCUCUGAUAUCUCAACAGGCAGCUGGAAUGUGCUUUGACUUCCAUCCAAAGGAUACUAAUUUUUAUCUUGCUGGAACAGAAGAGGGUCAUAUCCACAAGUGUUCUUGUUCAUGCAAUGAGCAGUUUCUAGAGACAUACAGAGGCCAUAAGGGUCCUGUGUACAAAGUCGCUUGGAAUCCGUUCAGCACUGACAUGUUCCUAAGCUGCUCUGCAGACUGGAGCAUUAUUUUAUGGCACCAGGAUUCACAGACGCCCAUUCUAACUUUCAGUUCCGCCACUGCUUUUGUUCAUGAUGUUAUGUGGUCUCCAAAAUCAGCCUGCAUAUUUGCAGCAGUGAAUGAAAGCAGAGUAGAAAUUUGGGAUCUUAGUGCCAGCAUCUUGAACCCCGUGACCUCAUGCUUUGCCAACCCAAGAGUGAAAUUCACAUCUGUACUCUUUGCUGAGAACACUGACUGCCUUCUCGUAGGAGACAGCAAAGGAGAAGUCAGUGUGUUUGAGCUGCAGAACCUGGCUGCUCCCAACAAUAAUAAGGUUGGUACCUUACAUGACAUAAUUGGUCCUGCUGUAGCUAUUUAA